Micromonas commoda is the source of this 657-nucleotide messenger RNA. RefSeq lists its product with no specific name. The record is from RefSeq and is a predicted model, not a curated record. The transcript has a single exon. Bases 1 to 657 code for a protein of 218 amino acids. Lineage: Eukaryota; Viridiplantae; Chlorophyta; Mamiellophyceae; Mamiellales; Mamiellaceae.
AUGAAAGGGACGAAUCCCAUCACGCAGGGCCAUCGCUGGCAGAAACGCGUGAAGCAGCGCCUGAAGAAGCAGCAGCUCGAGGAGGGCCAGUGGGAGCAGCUCGAGGACAAGAAGUGGGAGGAGGUCCGCGCGCAGAAGCAACGCGAAGAAACAGCGGCGGCGGCCGAGGCCGAUUUAGACCCGGGCGCGCGGGCCAUCUUCGCGGCGGCCGACGCGGGCACCGACUUACGAGACGAGGAGGGACUCGACGCGGAGGAACUCGCGGCGGUACGUGCGGUGAAGGCGGCGAAGGCGGCGGCGCAGGCGAGGCUUCAGCGUGUGCAGCGAGAGGGCGAACAAUCGGAGGAGAGCGACGCACUUCCCAAGAAGCGCAAGAAGCCACAUCAGCUCCCCGCCCCGGCUUCUGCCAACCCCUUCGCGGCACUGGUUCGCUCGCGACCCGACCCGCGCGAGGCAGACAUCGCGCCGGCGCCAACCGCGACGCCCCCGCCGCCCCCGGCCGAACCCGCGCACAACCCGGAGCCGCGCAAGUACCGCGCGGGGCUGGCGGCCGAAAUCGCCAAGAAGCGAGCCAUCGGCGUGGCGGGCGUGACGGGUGGCAGCCAGAAGAAGCUCAAGAAGCUCCUCAAGAAGAAACGCGCCGCGGGGCUGGCCUGA